Messenger RNA from Poecile atricapillus (Black-capped chickadee), 1823 nucleotides. RefSeq names its product SIN3-HDAC complex-associated factor. The transcript has 6 exons. Gene Ontology annotation, biological process: negative regulation of cell migration. Lineage: Eukaryota; Metazoa; Chordata; Aves; Passeriformes; Paridae. The record is from RefSeq and is a predicted model, not a curated record. Bases 140 to 808 code for a protein of 222 amino acids.
GGGGCCGCGGGCUCGCGUGCCCGCCCGCGCCGGCGGCAGAGCGCGGGGAGCCGGGGAGCGCGCGCAGCGGCGGCGGGAGUGCCGCGCACCGCACGGGAGUUGGUGGGCGCAGCGCGGCGGGUACAGCUGGGAGGAAAAGAUGUUUGGCUUUCACAAACCGAAGAUGUACCGGAGUAUAGAGGGCUGCUGUAUUUGCAGAGCUAAGUCUUCCAGUUCUCGUUUCACUGACAGCAAACGUUAUGAAAAAGAUUUCCAGAACUGUUUUGGGCUCCAUGAGGCUCGCUCAGGAGAUAUUUGCAAUGCCUGUGUUCUUUUGGUGAAAAGAUGGAAAAAAUUACCAGCAGGAUCCAAAAAAAACUGGAAUCACGUGGUAGAUGCCAGGGCUGGACCCAGCCUUAAAACAACAUUGAAACCAAAGAAAAUGAAAACUCUGUCUGGAAGCAGAAUAAAGAGUAAUCAAAUCAGCAAACUGCAAAAGGAAUUCAAGCGGCACAAUUCUGAUGCCCACAGCACGACUUCGAGUGCCUCCCCAGCUCAGUCACCCUGUUACAGUAACCAGUCGGACGAUGGCUCUGACACAGAGCUGAGCGCUGGGGCCAGCAGAACACCCGUGUUCUCCUUCCUAGAUCUCACAUACUGGAAAAGGCAAAAGGUCUGCUGUGGAAUUAUUUACAAAGGGCGUUUUGGAGAAGUCCUCAUAGACACUCAUCUCUUCAAACCUUGUUGUAGCAAUAAAAAGUCUGCCACUGAAAAGCCAGAACAAGAAGGACCCCAAUCUCCAGCAAUCUCCACCCAAGAAGAGUGGUGACUUCCUUGGAUAGCUGCAGAAGAUUAUACAGAUCCUCUUAUUCUCUGGAAAAAUACUAGAAAAGUGACUGUUCACUUUGGACACCUGCUAUGCUGCCAAAAGACUAUUCCCUAGAACUAUUUUGGGUUUUACUGCUACAGUUCCACAAACUCUGAAGCCAGUUUGUAUCCUUUCAGAAAGACUGUACAUAAUAUUUAAGAUGCUAUGGAACAUUUGGCAAAGCUGAAUGCUGCUGCAAGGUUGUCUAAUUUUCCCCCAAGCUCACUUCCCAAGUGAAUAUGAGGAUGGGGUUUGUAUAUUAAAGUAUAUGUAGUUCAUGUUUCUGUAUUGAAAGAAGCAGUGGUUGUAAGGCUUUUGUUUUUUGUUGUUUUUUGGGUUUUUUUUUCCUUCUUUAAAAGUUGGUUGGCAAACUUCCUAAAUUCCCAAGAAAAAUAUUUCAUUCUUAGACAUGUAUGAGUCAAUAAGAUGAACUAAUACAUAGAAAUGUUAUAAGUCACCUCUCUAGUUAUAUAAAUAUAUAUUUUUAAAGGUGUGACGAUUUCACCCUAUACUACUGACAUAACAAAGACAAAUAUCUCAUCCCUCCUAUGUGACACAGACUGGUAAUCUGCAGACAUCUCUACUUCAAGUGGUAGCUAUGUGAGAAGGCUUCCAGCAUAAAAGUGCUCUUGAGAAGGGGUGGGAGAGCUCUCCAUCUUAGCUAAGGAUUGAGAUUUACCUAAUAACUGAACGUAGCAAAAGGGAAGGUUACUUCGUUUUCAGCCAGCAGCAGACACUCUGGGCUUGGUGUAAUAACCUCUCAUGGUUAGAGAUGGACCAAGAAACAUCUUGAUGCCCAAGUCAGGUGUAGAUGACAGCCAAAACUGAGUAACUGCUCUCUGUUGGACCAGUGCAGCUGAAAUGUGACCACAAACAAUAUUCCUCCUGGGUUUGGACCUGACAGAGAACCAAACCCCUUGCUAAGCAAAUCAGGCCCUGGUCCAGGGACAUAAUCUGGUUCCAGCCUGGGGUCUGG